Molecule: messenger RNA, 1285 nt
Organism: Gossypium arboreum
Lineage: Eukaryota; Viridiplantae; Streptophyta; Magnoliopsida; Malvales; Malvaceae
Exons: 4
Coding region: 263-1003 (246 amino acids)
Source: RefSeq, a predicted model, not a curated record
AUAUACACAUUUUUGCCAUCCACAGUUCGACCCCUCUUUGAUAGGGCAAUAAUUUUUCCAAAGAGGGUCCUCUCUCUCUCUCUCUCUCUUUCUGGAAUCAGAAGAAUAAUUCUUCGGCAUCUCAGAACACUUUUAUUUUUAAUUUUUCAAAUUAUUUUUUUACCUUUUUUUUCAUAUAAAACUAAAAAAUUAUUUUGUUAGUUUAGUUUACUGUAAAUUUGAAAGCAAAAUUUUUAGAUUCAGUUAAAAAAAAUUCAAAAUCAUGACUUCAGCUGUCGAGAUCAACGGUGAACAACUAGUUAACGCUCUUCCCGAUCUCUCGAUUCAAGAUCAGAUUGAAGUGAAGAAGAAAGGGGCUGUUGUUGAAGAAGGUUGCGAAAACCACAGUGGAAUAUGCGCGAUUUGUUUAGAUAAGAUAAUGUUGCAGGAAACUGCACUCGUAAAAGGUUGCGAGCAUGCUUACUGUGUGACGUGCAUCCUUCGAUGGGCAACAUACAGUCAGAUGCCUACGUGCCCUCAGUGUAAACAUCCAUUUGAGUUCCUUGAUGUUCAUCGUUCGCUUGAUGGCAGAAUCCAUGACUACAUGUUCGAGGAAAGUGUUUGCUUACUUCUUAGAGCCACAUGGUUUAAACCAUUGAUUGUGCUGGAGGAACGCGAAGAGGUGUAUGAUAAUCUGGAAAGUUAUUAUGAUUAUUAUCCUUACGAAGAUGAGGACGAUGAAGAAGAUGAAGUUUAUUACACCAAUUCACCGAGUCUCCGCAUCGGCAACCGGAGAUGGGGUGAUAGUGGAUAUGUAAGGUCAGGGCGCCAAGAAGCCAGGCCUGUUCAACGAUCCAAUUUCCAGGACUCCACUGGUGCCGGGUCCUCACGCGAGCCUAAGAAUAAAGAAACCACAAAAAGUACAAUGGGGAGACGAGCAAAGAGAACGCUCAAACGUGAGGCUGCCAAUAAGGCUGCUGAAGAAAAACAUCAAGAGCAUUUGAUGAGUUCGAGGCUGAAGUGAUUUUCUUCGACGUUGAAGUGUUUAAUAAAAACCUUAUACUGAAGAAUAAGAUAAACCGGAAUCCAUGUAUUUGGUUCUUGUAUUGUACAGUAUUUUCUUUCUCUGCAACAAAAAUAACGACAUUGUCGAAUUCGUAUCUAUCGGUUUAUGCAGUCAUCUUUAAGAGGUGACAUUCAGUUAACCGAUCUCGGCGUUGUAUCUUCUUCCUUGGUGACUUGGUAGGGAAGGAUUUGUUUGUAACUUUGAUAAAUUAAUUCCAUUAACUAACAAAUUACAUUCCAA